AUGGAUAAGGCUGCAUAUGCUUCACUGCUUGACCUUCCUUCCUCCGCAGCAGACCUGGGUCCAGGUGAGCGGAGAGGAGAGAGUGCGUAGAUACAGCGCAAGUCCACUAUCACUAUAAAAUGAAUCACGCGCAAGUCACCCUCCCUGCUCUCAACUUGCUGUGGAGCACACGGUGGACAUCGUUUGAAAAAACAGUCAAACUGUCGUGUGUGUGUGUGGACUCGGUCCAUAUCUGUCCUCAUUGCGACCGCACCUUCACCGCACACAUCGGCCUGGUCGGUCACCUGCGAAUCCAUCGCACAGAGACUGGCAAACCAGUGCCUGCGGCACCAACUGACACUCGUCGCACCGGCCUCCACUGCCCACGCUGCCCCGGCACACUCACUCACUCCAUGGGUCUAUUCGGUCACAUUGGGUAUCCACGGGAGCGUAACUGACUGCAGUCGCGACAAACCUAGCACCUCUUGCAUUUCCGCCAUGCUUAGCCCAAAUCAUACGCCGCCGCCCAGCGUGUCGACUAUCAGCAUCUCCAUCAGUGCCACCAUCUCCAAAACUGCCGACGUUUCCUGUCCACACUGUCCCCGUACACUCACCUCACACAUCGGUCUGGUCGGUCACUUGCGAAUUCGUCGCACAGAGACUGGCGAACCAGUGCCUGGAGCACCAACAUGCACUCGCCGCGUCCGCCUCAUCUGCCUUUACUGUAUCCGCACAUUCACUCAUCGCAUGGGCCUAGUAGUCCACCUGCGCAUCCACGAAAACCUGCGGUAGACGACCGCCGGGUAGUCCGCACCAUCAUCUCAUCUCCCACCAACAGCUGCAUCACACAACAUCAUCAUCCAUCACAAGCAUCCAACUGCCACCCCCCACAUAAGUGGGAGGUGGGCAUAUCGGCUCCGUCUCCAUGCGGUCCAUACUGCAUAUGUGAUUCGAGUCUGAGGCUAUCACGGCGCGUCAUGCGUUGUGGCUUGGACGGCUGCUGACUGACGCCCCAACUCAGUCCACACAGUCUGCCCAGUUAUACAAGUGUUUGAGCGGGGUGGCAGACUGGUGGACUUAGAGUCAGGCUGAAACAGCUCCUUCUUAACGUGACCUACGGCAUUCUCGCGCAUGUGAGAUGUGUGUCGUCAACCCCCCGUUGAGUGAAAUCCUGGUGUAUGUGUAUCUGGGGGGCCAGGUCGUGAAUGUGACCCACGCAAACAAGGUCACCAGACUAUGUCAGCCACCGAGCCCAUUCCCCGCAUCUGGCAAUUGACCGGCUCGGACAGUGACGGAGGCCUGAGGUGAGGUCGACGACUCAGCGCAUAUUCCUCACUAUAAACAACCUGACGCGCUUGAAGCUAUCACGUUGCGCUAAAAGUCGUGGCUUGGAAGGUUGCCAUCUGACGGAAUAACUUGGACGUCACAGUCGACCCAUCGUUGUAUGAUUGUGUGGAGCGGCCGGAUGGUGUUCUAAGAGUCAGGCUGCAGUGGCUCCUUCUUAAUGUGGCCUUUAUGACAAUCCCGUUGCGUGGGGUCCGAGCCAGAUGUGGCGGCACGCCUAGGUGCGGCUUCGGCUGUGCUAGCCAACCUUUUGUUGUUGGUCAACAACUCUUCCGGUGGGGCCUCGUAGCUCAGAUGGUUAGAGCGUUAGCUGUACUAAGGUCUUUCCUUGCUGUCGUGGAUUCGUAUCCCACCGAGGCAUCCAGUUUUUCACAGUUGGGUGAAAGUGAAUUAUUUGAGAUCUGCCAAAACACCUAUGAAAAACUCGGUCAUUUACUGUGUGGGCUAGAGGAUGCGGAGUGGAGCGCCAAGGUGCGGGCUCUAUCGUUCCAUCCACCUGCGCCCUCCUCCGUCUCCGGAGGAGGGAAGAGUGCCACAGGUGCUGUGCAAGCCUACUACCGCUAUAAGCUAAAUCACGCCCAUGUCAUUGUCCCUGCUCUCACCUUGCUGUGGGGUACACUGUAGGCAUCGUCGGCAACGAUGUUCAAACUGUUGUCGUGAUCGGUCCAGCCAGUGUUCGUGGAACACGCCAUCACGCCACCCUCGUACUUCCAACCCCUGUUGGACUGUUUUUGUUGUUGUAGGUUAAGUGUAUAUCGUGAACCGGAGGGUAUGCUGGCACGCCUAGUUGUGGGUCCGGCCUUGCCAGUCACCUGACCCGCCACCGUCUAUCUUGCCCGUUGCGGUGCUGUUGUUGUCGAUUAAAAUUCUGUUCAAGUGUUUGUUAUGGACCGCAAGAUAUGGUGGUACGCCCAGGUGUGGGUCCGGCCGUGCCAGCCGCCUGCGCCCUCUCCUGCCUCCGGUCUUCUUGACUAUGCUUGACACCGGAUGCAGGUGGGAGAGUAGAAGAGAGUGAAGUAGAUACUGCGGGAAGUCUUGAAGAAGAAGAAGAAGAAGAAGAAGAAGAAGAAGAAGAAGAAGAAGACACGAUCGCCGGGACAAGAGCUUUAUUAGCCUGACGUUUCGGAUUCCUGCUCGAAUCCGUCAUCAGAGGCAUAAGCAGAUAAGGGUGGCUCAUGCACAUGCGGCUGCAGUAUUUAUAGGAUGCAGUAGCCAUGCUACCGCAUACCUAUGAAUAUUCACGGCUCCCUCCCUUUCAUCAGGGAUCGUUGCACAUGGCGUGAUGGCCGAUAUUCGCGUCGUUAAUUGCUGCAAUUUCAUCACGUGCGUUGGAUGUUGAUGUGAUGAUUGCUCGACCAUCUGAAGCGCUGACCCGGGUGUUGGGAAGAGUGUUUGCCAGUGCGCUCCCCGCGUGGCCAAUUACUCCGCCUAGACGAAGUCUCAGCACGCUGUAUUGAAUGGGAAGAUCGUUGCACUUGUUAAUAGACUGGGGGCCAGUAAACCAUGACUCAAGCAGCUCCCGGCUCACGCGGUUGUCACCUCUUGCGAGAAUUUCGGUCUCAUCAAAUUUGAAUGUGUGGCCUAAACCCGUCGAAUGAGUCGCAACUUGAGAGCUGGCGUCAUUUCUGCGCACCGCUGCCGCGUGUUCGGUCAUUCGCGUUCGGAGCUGUCUUCCGGUUUCUCCGACGUAGUUGCUUUGUCCGCAACUGCACCAGAUCCGAUAAACGACUCCAGACGUUUCUAGCCGUGGCAGUGGGUCUUUCGGUUUCAUGACCAGACGCCUGAUGGUUGCCUCCGGUCUGUGUGCCACUCCAACCCCAAGUGGUGCGAGAAGGCGGCCGACAGCUUCCGAAACGUUCUUGGCAUACGGAAGUGCCCGCCAAGAUUUGGUGUCCGUGCGGUUAGGCCUUUCGCCCCUUUUGCGUAUGCACCGGUUGACGAAGUUGCGCGGGUAGCCAUUGGCUUUGAAGACUCGUCGGAGGUAUUGUAGUUCCGCAACUUUGUCUUCCGGCUCACUGCAUUGCGUUUCGACACGCCGAUAGAGCGUCCUUACACAACUGCGUUUGUGACUGAUUGGGUGGCUGCUGUUGAAGUUCAGUACUUGCAUCGUGUUUGUCGCUUUCCUGAGCACUUUGGUCUUUAGUUCACCACAAUCUUUGCGGCAAACGAGGAUGAUCCCUGAUGAAGGGGAGGGAGCCGUGAAUAUUCAUAGGUAUGCGGAAGCAUGGCUGCUGCAUCCUUUAAAUACUGCAGCCGCAUGUGCAUGAGCCACCCUUAUCUGCUUAUGUCUCUGAUGAUGGAUUCGAGUAGGAAUCCGAAACGUCAGGCUAAUAAGGCUCUUGUCCCGGCGAUCGUGUCUUCUUCUUCUUCUUCUUCUUCUUCUUCAAGACUGCUUCCUGGGACUCGUCUCUUCGCUUCUAUUGGUACUGCGGGAAGUCUACCAUCACUGUAAAGUAAUUCAUGCGCAAGUCACCGUUCCUACUCCGCCUUGCUGUGGGGCACACGGUGGACCUCGUCGGCAACGACGGUCGGACUAUCGUGUUUCCCCAGAGUUAAAUAUUGAGACCCAUUUCUCCCCUAAUAUACGCGGACGGUGUGGUGAGAGACCUGGACUGCGAAGCAGCAAUGCUUACUGACGACAGGAAAAUUUGAAGUAUAAUCCGGAGCCCUGGCGACGAAGAUGGGCUGCAGACCAAACCAGAUCAGUUGGGAAUGUGACCAAAUUGUUGGCUUAUGCGGUUCAACAUCGGCAAACACAUCAUACCUGGCCUAGACAACCCAAUCAGAUCCGCCGGCGCAGCUCCACAAGAGGCGAAUGCGCAAAUGAACCCCCUUAAAACCAUCCGCGCAUUACUUGAUAGUGAUAAAAGCGCAAUUUCCGUAUUGCUCACUAUGAAGAGGGCCCUUGUGAAUUUUGAUAAAGAUCACACUCACAAAAUUGUCGGAACACUUAUGAGGCCACACCUGAAGGAUGCCAUAAAAGCCUAGGCAGUGCAAGGACCAAAUAGUCUCAAGGAAGAGCCACCAAAAUGGUCAAGGAUCAAAUCCGCCUGCUUUAUAAAACCAUCCUAGCGGAUCUAAAUCUCCUUUCUUUGAGUUAUAGCAAAUACGCGGGGAUCUCUUACAAGGAUUCCAUAUCGUGUAGGUAGUGAAUAACGGCCUGACAUUUGGGGACUUUUCGAAUUUGCUACCACGACCAGUUUCCGAUGUUACCCCAUUAAAUCUGAGCGUUCAUCAGGCAAGGCUAGAUGUACGCAAGUUCUGCUGUGACAGCUAUUGUGAUGUCACAGUCGAUGGAAGGAUUUAAAAUAAACCUUAACCAAUUCAUGUUUCGAAAAGAGCAAGAGCGAUGACAGACUGAGCUGAAUUCUUAAGACACACGCACUAAUUUUCCUAUUUUCAUGGUCCUCUCUGAACUAUUCCAAACCCGCACGGUUCCUCUGCAGACUACACCAAUUUUACGUUGCAAAUAGGGUACUCGAAGACACUCUUUUUUCCCUCAAUAAAUUGAACUGAAUGUUCACUAAGGUCUGUUAUUACUGCACUGCGCUCGCAAUAAAACAUCAAAUUGGCCACCGGCAGGAACCGCGCCAGUGGUCUCACGGUAGCUGGUACUCCCGCACAGGAAAGUGUAGAAGCCUUCGACUAGUCGCUGGGUGUCAUCGAAUCUUGGGCCUCCAUCCUUUGCAAAGGCCAGGGCACACGCAUGUGCUGACGUUCUGCCUUCAGUCUUUGGCGGCACAGCCUAAUGACCCUGCGACACGUGCUGAAGCUUGGGCCAGACCAAGAUUGGGACGCUUAGACGCACUGGAAAUGUCACCAGUAGGCAAGGAUAGGAAAUGCACUGUGUCGCCGAGACGCAUGGCAUGAAAAGACACCGAUCUGUAGCCGCUAUUGCAAAAGAAAUUACCCUGUCCGCGCCCAACGAGUGUAUCCUGAUGAUACCGGCGAUAACUGCAGGUGAACUGAGGGUAAACAAUGUGCCGGACAGGUGACAGGAGGUAGACCACGGGGACUAGAGUCUCGGCGUUCAGUCUUCCUUUGCGGUACUUGGGAGAUGGCAACGAAGCCGCUGAUAGGGGGCGUCCUGUCUGUCCAGAAACCAGAGCAGGUGGUCCAAAUUUCAGAACAGGAAGGAAAAGGUGGUUUGAAAGAUUUAAGGAUAAUAAGCAACGCCUUGCUAAGGCCCGUAGUACUGUCCGCAAAAGAGGUUAACUUGUAACUUCCUCUUGGUACUGUAUACUUUUCACGAUUUCAGCAGGUGAUUGGCUAAACAAGGUAUACCACGAGCUGGGUUCGUGUCUACAUUGUAGUAAUUGGCGGGGUUGCAUUUAAACUUUAACAGAACCAUUCAACCUCUCAUGUGCAUAGGGGACUUGUGAGGUCCAACGUCUUUCCUGGAGUUCCAUUCUUUGAAGGAAGAGGAUGAUAAAUUGGCAGACCACUUUGGAAGGAUGGAGUAUGGGGAACUCCUAGAAAUAUUUCACAAACUUUCCCUGUUGAGGCGAUUUCACAAAAUUCGCGCGACUCAGAAAGUGACCAAACAAACAUUAGCUUUGGCCUUCUAAGGCUCGUCCCUAGGCUUUUAGUGUUGAGCACCAAUGGGAGUGAAAUGGUAGGAGCACUACUACGACUACUAAUACUAAUACUACUAUUGCUACCGCCACUGCUACCGCCGUCGCUAUCCUUACUCAUAUUAGUCAUCCGCCAAAAGUUCUUGGGAGAAACCUGUCAAACACAACUAAGUCAGCGUGCUACCGGGACUAAAUUACACCUCAAAAUUGGUCCACUGUUUGGUUUGGAUAUUAGCAACCGUCAUCAUGCCUAUCGUUAAUCUUAGUGGCAAAAGUACGUGCAUAAUGUCAGAGUUACUAGCAUAAAUAAAUUGUAGACUCUGCGCGAGCCUUAUGCUGGUUUCUAGAGCCUAGAGGACCUAGACGUCACCAUAUCAUGAAGUAUUCAGCAAAAUUUCGAGGUCGAUCUGAAACUCACCGUGAUCCAAAACGAACGAAAAGUGUAAAUUAAUUUAACGGAAGAAAAGUUCUCUCUAUAAAAACAAAAUGGUAUGUUUACGAUCACGCCUGUCAGUUCUACUUAGAUUUAUUAGGCACCGGCAUCUCCUUUGUUGAUGCAUGACGCAACUGUGAAGGCUCAGGGCUCACCAGCACGUCCCAAAAUGCUCUCUACGAGGUUUUUAAAAAUAUGAACUCAAAAUUUAAAUGUUAAGCUAGCAAUUUGGCAGUGUACUAGGGGAAGGACUUGAAGAUCUGUGCCGGGAACACCAAUCUUUUGGAUCAGCCCCUGAGAGGAAGACGAUAAACUGCCGCAAAAUGACCACGUAUUGCCCAUUUUACAAGUCAGUAGUAUAAUUACAUAAGACAGCAGUUCGCCGCAGUUUCAACAUGAGAACUAGGACGAGGCAGUUGCGAGGGAGUUGAAUCCUCCAGUGGUUCCAGCGUCUCUUCUGAAUGUGUACCUGACUAUCUGAGUUCAGUAGGGGUACUUACAGUAGGUGGGCUAAUUCAUGAAAUGUCAGUCGAACUUUCGAAAUGCGUUUUCGUUUCGAAAAGAUUAAUUAGGUAGGGUUGUAAAACUAAUAAUCAUAAAGCAUGAUUCUAUACCGAUUCAGAUACCUCACGAUGUCGGGUUUUGAACGAACUUCUUUCCGGCUACAUGCAAAAACCAUUCUCCGUAAAAAUGACUACUUAUUUAGCAUGCAUUUUUUCAUUUAUUUUCGGUGCCCUUAAAGAUUAAGUUAUAUUUCAUAGAACCAUGCAUAAAAUUAUUUAUUCUAUCGCUCAUUCGGUAGAAGGUUAAGUCUUAUUCCAGUUGCAUAUUCAAAGGAAGGCUAUGAUUCGGUUCUCAAGAACUUCUCCAAUUCCUGAAUAAUGUUGAACCCCGACCGGCCGUUAAACUUGCAUUCCAGGUUUCCAAACUACAAGCCGUUUAUUUUCCGCGUGCGAAAAACCAAUACAUUUCUCUACAUUAUUAAGAGGAAACUAUGUAGCAGUAGCUUUGAACAAUAUUGCUAACGUCACAAGCCACACCAGUAAAUGUGGAGACAUGACGUGUUAUGAACGGCCAUUUCACGGCAUUGAAAGAUCUAACAGUUAAAAACUUUUUUAAAACCGAAUUAUGUCCCCCCUUCGAGUAAAAAAUUAGAAGAAGACGUAAUUAUCUACCGAAUGAGUAAAAGAAUGAAUAUUUUAGGCAUGUUUUCCAUAAAAUAUAAUUGGACAUUUAGGGGCAUCGAAAAUCAAUGAGAAAAAUGCAUGCUACAUAAGUAGUCAUUUUUACAGAGUGUAGUUUUUGCGUGUAGCCUGAAAGAAGAUCGUUCGAAAGCCUACAUCCUAAGGUAACUGAAUAAUUAUAGAAUUGUGUUGCGCAAUGGUUAGUUUUACAAUUCUACUUAAUUAAUCUUUUGAAAACGAGAACGCAUUUCGGAAUUUCGGUUGACAUUUCACGAGUUAGCCCACCUAUUGUAUUCCUGUGUCCUAGCUUUGACCCUAACACCAACCCCCAAAAUCGGCCUCCAGGGAGGUAUCUAUCCUACUGUCCGUACUUUGACCCUAACCCUCCCAGCCCUCGUAACCCCUUAUCCUCGUAAUCUCAAUCCCAACACGCCUAAUCCUAAAACUAACUUUAACCCAUUAAAAUUUAGAGCAAAACACCAGCAGUAGAGGAGGCCCCUACUUCCGUACCCUGCCCUUAGCCCUAAUCCUAGUUUCUCUGCCAUCCUCGAGGUCCUUAGGAGAUCGGAUAUAUUUUAUGGAAGAUCUGCCUAAAAGUAAGCCUUCGCGUGCACAUGUUUUCUUGGCAAAUUACAUCCUCUCCGGCUUGUACAUUCAAAAAGGGUGUCUGUCUGUUUAGAAAAACUUCCUUAUAUUGACACUUUAUUUGAUCCUGAAAUGCCCGUUGUAAACAGCCUCGCAGCUGGCUGUUUAUAAAUGCCCUUUAUGAGGUUUACAACGCAGUCCACAUCCAUUGCAUAUUUUUUGAGUUCUUUAAAAAUAGUUUACUGAUGGCAUAGGGGAGUGUAUGGUUUUUCUUAGAUGAAAAGUAUGCAGAUUGUAGUUUCAAGACCACAAACGUAAGCGUAAUGACAGGUCGGGUUGAAAAUUACUCCGAAAUUUGUCUUUCAAGAAGACUUACUUGGCUAUAAAAUUAACGCAAGAAAACAAGUUUCCACACGUGUUUUCUGUUUGAAUUUAUAAGGGAAUAAAAUCAACGAAGAAAACACUUCCCUUACGCAGCCAAUUUACAACCUGUGCGGUUUUUUCGGGCAGCUAGAAGUGAGCUCAUUGAAAAGCCGGCAUCCUGUCGUGACUGAAAUAACUUGGGAUUAUGUAGUUUGAUACGCGAGAACGGUUCACUGUUUAGGAUAGGUAGCGAGUUCGAGCCUCGGGGACCGCGUGACCUGGGGUUGGGUAUGGCUGGCGGACGACAUCUAACAAGCCAGGAAUGUGCAUUCCAGUCCCCCUGGUCUUUGCUGAUAAUGCCAUUCUAGAAAUAUAUAUACAUCUUGUUCAUCAUUACAAAAAUAAGAAACAGAAGAUGCGAUUUCAUGUUACAUGCAGUACGUGACCUGUCUCAUGAAAUCUGAUAACGGAAAUUGAUUAGAGAAUUGUUGGACGCCUUUAAUGUAGCGCAUUCAAUGAAAUGUCCUUUUCUUGUUCAUAAAUUGCGUUUACGUAAUUAUAUCAAGUAAAAUAUCAGUAAAUUUUAGCGAAACUAGACGUUUGAAUAUAUUUUCGCAAUUUCCCAUGCUAAUACAUGUCCCAGACUCCGGUUACGCAACUGAGCGACUUUUUCAUUGAAAGGAUAGUAAUUUACCUACGAGAGUUUUAAUAAACAGAUUUAGCCGGACUAUAAAUUUUAUUUUGUGUCCGAUGUUGACCAUGAUUAUCAAUCUCCUAACAAAAAAGUUAUUUUAAGAAAACCAGGGAUUUUAUCAAUUCCUAAAUGUCGAAUUAGCAGAUCUGUGCUUUUGGUGCCCUAAAUGCAGAUAGAGAUUCCUUCGUUUAAGUGGGCUAAAAUUUUUUGGCCGUUUGGAAAAUUCUACCUGAUGUCACAUAGAUGACCACCACGGAAUGGUCAUUUCCAGCUUUAAACAUAUGACACAGUACUUUUCUAAUAUUUUAGCUUCUGUGCAUAUCUCAUUCAGAAAUAGAACGAGCAAAACAUUUUUAGUCUCAUCAAAAUAUCAGUAUUUGUAUGGGCGCUCUGCGGUGCAUUCAUAAUCGAAGAACUGAGUCUAAAAGCGAGCAACAACAGUGAAAGUCGUCCCAAUGUAUAGAGGAAGGCAUGUUCUUGCGUUUACGGUAGAAAAAUAUUAGUAUUGCUAAGGAACGUGAAAGAAACCGUCACAAGUGUCUGAUUUUUACUUGGCCUCACCGUGCAAAAAUGCAAAGUGCACAGAGAUCCGUCGACGGAGUGCAGUAAUAAAGCACAUUCUAAAGAGGUAACUUAUUAAGGAAAGUUUUCUUAUUGAUCGAAGGCAUAUUCGUUAGUGACUUUCUUUGUGGACAGUCAUUUUUCUCGAAAAUGAAGUUUGAUGUUUGGAUGAGUCUUCAAAUGUGACCCAAACGACCAUCUUCGUGAAAUGGAGCGCCUGAACACUUACUGAUUCGGUAAAUGCCUUCGAGAGUAAUCUUAUCUUAAAGUUCUCAACAGACAGGUAAUUCAGAAUCUGUCUUUAUGGACGAUCGGGUGAAAACACUAAAAAUCAUGAAGUAUUCAGCAAUAUUUCGAGGCCGAUCUGAAACUCAACGUAACCCAAAACGAAAGAAGAGUAUGAAUUAAUUUAACGGGAGAAAAAUUCUCUCUAUAAACACAAAAUGGUACGUUUACGAUCAGGCCUGUCAGUUCUAUUUAAAUUUAUUAGGCACCGUUUGGCCUCAUGACAUGUCAUCUUGUGAAAUCUUUUGAUCCUACGACGUCCCAAUCGGUGAAAUCAGGCAAAAUCCAGCUUCCCUUGUUGAACCCCAUCUCAUUUAACUCCAAAUCGUUAAUGAAAUUAUGAAACACUGGAAAACUGCUUUGAAAUCUACACACAGAAUGUAGGCAGUUGACAACCCGUCAUAUAUGAAGUCACACUACUUAUUAAACGAUAUUUAGAUGUAAUCUUCACUGAAACACUGUCAUUAGACGUUAUUUUAUGUCUAAUUUCAUAUUUACUACGUGUUUGCUACUAGAAUACAUUCUAUACAUCUAAAAACGAACUUUACUUAAUUAGAGCCAUUUCUGACGUUUUCGGGAUAUUGCGCUUUUCAAAAUAAAUCGACAUUUCUAAACAACGCAACACCGCCUAUAAUAUUUCUUUUAUGUUUUUAAUUCUUUUAAACUUGUACUUAAUUAUCAUAGACAUUUGACUCAUGAAUUGUGUCCGUUUGUGAGUGAGUGGCAAUCAUUCGUAAAUUUCGACACAUUUCAUGAGUUAGGUCACGCACUGUAUAUAUAGGUUGUCGCCAAAGACUCGGGAGACUGUGGUAACGAUUCUUGACCUAUUAGUCAUCAUCAGCCAGUUCAACACAAGUCCAGGUCCACUGCACCGGAAUCAAGAACUUGUGUGUUUUGCUUGUAGAGCGUUUUUAUGAUCGUCGCCCGGCUAGAUCGUAGUUGGUAGCCAGGAAUGGGGAAGCGGACGGCGAACUUAACCCUAGUCCUAACCUUAACCCUUACUCUAACCCUAACCUCAACCUUAAACGUUAACCGUUAACCCUAACCCUAACCGAACUCGUAAACGGAAUCUUAGCCUUUAGACAUAGCCUUAACUUAAGAACCUAACCGUAAUACUUAAACCUUAUCGUACGCUCAAACCCUAACCGUGACCCGAAAACCUAAGCCUAAAGGCAUAACCCUAACCCGAAAAUCGGAAACCAUUAACCGAUAUCUUAAUCCUAACCUUAAACGUAAAACGGAAGUCAAAUGGGUCAGAUUAGAUUAUGGAGCCCCACAAAAUAGCCCCAGUAAACAAACCCCCCAGCCACCUAUAAUACGGGGCCUGGCUACCAACUGCGAUCUAGCCUGUCGCCCUACCAACUGAACCAUGGACUCGUGGCCCAGUCUGUUGCGACCGAGGAUGUUAACUAUGUUGGAAGGACGGCCACCAAAAGGCUACGGAACAUUUUUCUCCCGUUAUGCCGUUGAACUCAAUGUAGAGUCCUCACUGGCAGUCACAUAGCGAUCAUGGGUAUGCGUAGAGAAAGGGGAACUGCAAAAACUAGAAAUAACCAUUUAACUCUCCGUCCAUGCUCAAAUAUUCUCUUUGCCGAGAAAAGGGAGUCCCACUAGUUCCCUCUACCGUCCUCCAUAGCAUCCCAUACAGGCUUUAAUAACAGCUAAGUAGAUUCCUCCCAUUCAGGUGGGCGAGAAAGUCGGAAAAGAUUGCCGAGGAAUUCUGACAAGACUAAAAGUUGUUCGACCUUCCUCAACUUCAUCUUUGCGAGUGUUUUUACUUCCGGAUCGAGAUGUCGAUCCCCCCCUCUCACUGGAUUAUGUACAGGGCUAGUUGAAGUGUACCCUCAUGUCGUUUCUUAUCAGGCCUUUGUAGAUUAGGCGUCGCUUUUCCUGUUCGAGUAAGGUGCGCUUUUAUCCACCUGGCUUGUCGAUUUUUUACACCGCAAUCCUAACUAAUUUGUCUUCUACAAGUCGGCCAGCUGCACACGCCGUAAGUGGCAGGAUGAAUUGGCGGUGUGUUGACAAGUUCCGCUUUCAUCUCCGUCCCACGUAUCUUGGACCAGCUUUUUUCUCCUAGUUCCGCCUUUCCUCUUUACGCAUGCAACGCACGUACUUCCAAAAAGGAGGCCCUUUGUCGCCGACGGAAGUCGCAAAAAAGACAGCAUCUCGGGAAGGCUGUGGGAGAAGGGCAAAAUACGCUGCUAGCGGGGGCGGAAGAGAAGGACAGGAAGAUGGAGAAACAAAAAACUGUCAUUUUUUUAAAAGACUGUCCUUCGGGUUGGUGCAUGUCUGUGUGUGUGUGCGGGCUACCGAUAGUUUGACUUGGAACGAAAGUUAUGGUUGAGGACGACGAUUUUGUGGUGCAAAAGGCAACUUCUCCUCUGCGCCCCUUAAUUAGCGAAUCAUGUUUGAUUCAUUCUCUUAGCGGCUGAUCAACCAAUAAGGGGAAAAACAUCCUUGGAGGUGGUGCUGGAAGAGGAGAAGAAGAAGAAGAAUAAGGAUAACCUGGCAUGUCCACUUGGAUAUGCUAGUUCAGACGUCAUCUGCGACGAUGUCCACCGUGAAUUCGUUUAUAGUGAUAGUGAACUUGCGCUGCAUCCACCUGGACCUGGUGUCAAAAAAGAAUCAAGAAUACCGGAGGCGGAGGGUAACGCAGAUGAUUGGCGCGGCGAAAACCUGCACCCAGGCGUGCCACUGGCCAGGAUAUCGUACAGAAAGAAGAAAGGGGUGGUUCGGACUCCGAUUGGUGGCCUCUCGCCACACCGUCUGCCGAGCCUCCAUCUAACCCUUCGUGUUGGUCCAGCGCAUCUACCGCGUGGUCCGCCUUAG
Spirometra erinaceieuropaei is the source of this 12831-nucleotide messenger RNA. The record is from the annotation of a GenBank genome assembly. Lineage: Eukaryota; Metazoa; Platyhelminthes; Cestoda; Diphyllobothriidea; Diphyllobothriidae.